GCGUAUGCCUGUACGGUGGACUUGUAGUUGUACGGUCCGGUCGCGGUCAUCACGUGCGACGUAUAUGAUUGCACGCUGGCGCUGGAUCAUCACACUAAACGAGCCUGUGUUCAUCACAUCAUGCCAGCAAGUCUUACCACCAGGCUUUUGCUUAAGUCUAGCAGUGGCAUCGCCUGCAAGAGGAUCCUGAGUGGUCCCCUAGUUAUUCCGGGACAGAAAUGGAUCCUCGCCCGGGGAUAUCGGCCGGAGAAAAAGAAGGAGAUUCGAGAGAGGGGCAAAGAGCGCAGGAAGACGACGGCUAGGAAGAUUUACGAGAUGUUAGAUCUGCCUAGCCCCUACAAGAUACCAGAGAAGGAAAAAAUCGCUGACUACCAUCCUCGGUAUAUGAACCGAGUGGAAAUGAACGAGAACAACCCUCAUUAUCAUGAAGAAAAGACUUAUAUCUUCAAUCAUCGAUGUCGUCUUGAAGAGGGCAUAAAGCAGGCGUUGUGGCUGACCAAGAGCAAACUCAUGGGGGAGGGACAGCUGCCAGAACGGAUACAGGAGCUAGCAGCUCGUUUGGAGUUUCCUGAUAUGGAGGAAAGAGUCUUGAGAUCAAUCAGGAAAUGCCGUCAGUACGACACGCAGAGUAAACUCAUUCCUGUUGAGAGAUUUAGUUACACACAGAACAUGGAUUUUAUCCAUCUUUGUCAGCUGAUGUGUGGCCAGUAUCCAGAGUUAUUACAAAGGGCUCAGACGGAUGGUUAUUAUGUAGCUGCAGCUUGGCAUAGAGGUAAUGAACAGAUUCAGGUUCGUGGUCGGUCGGGUCUACUAGUCUCCUCUGCCAGACCCUUAGAUAGGUUAGCGAGUCCAGAGGAGGUAGCCGAGACUGCCUCUCACACCCUACCAGACUUCUAUCCUCUAGCUCCUACCAUUGAUCUAUUGACUCGUAACAUCUAUAAGGACAAUCACAAUUUCACAGGGUUUUAUGAAGGGUCUCCCUUCCCUCAUGCGCACACCCUCUUCAUACAUGACGCUAGGAACUGGUGUCGUCACAAGAUGGACCAUCUCAAUGCUCAGGGACUCAUGUUUGCAUUCGCCAAUGCCAUUUCAAGAGCCAAACUUCAGUAUGGGGUUGAUGCUGCCAUUGACCUUGAGGAACCUAUCGUGACCCAAUGCAUCGUGUCAACUGGGGUCAAGUUCACCUUCAUGCAAGUACAGCUGAAUACGCUGAACAUGAACUCUGACGAAGGCAUCAAGAAUAUGGUGUGGGUUGAUGAAGGGAAUGAGAUGUACUCCGUUUGUGAUCCAGUGGUUUUCAAGAUAUACAAAGCCCAUGGGAGCAGACACACCAAGCCAGGUUAUAUCAAGAAGAUGCAUCGUAGGGAUCCUGAUCUUGGAUGCAGAGACCUCGACGUCAACGUCUUCAGGAAGUUUCUCGCCUGCUAUGUCAAUGGUGCUGUUUGACACACAGAAUAGAGAGUACAGACCAUGUAGCUGUUUCAUAGAGCUUUUCAUAAGUUAUGAGCAACUUAGCUAAUGUCUGGUGAUCUUUUCCAUGGUAAAUGAUAUCAUACACCAAAUUUACAUUGGUGAUGAUUUAGCACCAUCAUUCAUUGGUAUAGCCAUUUGUAACUUACAAACAACUGUAUAAAACACAGUACCAGGGCCGUCUUACAAAUUGUUGAAAUGGAAAUCCGCAAAUGUCAUAAAUCUUUAUAUGGGAAUUGGUUACAAUGCCUCUUUGGAAACAGAGGAUAAUUGUGAUUUGUGAAGGCUAUCAUGCAUGGACAAGAAAAAGAUUCAGUAUUAUUCACAUAUUUACAGACAAUUUACUUUAGAUGUUGGUCUUCAUUAGUUGUGAUUGAAUUGAUCAAUCACAACUCCUUGUACAAUGGGUGUGUCAUCAGCCUUGUUCAGAAACAAAGCAAGAUAUUGCACCUAUUUCUUGUCCAUUGUACUGAUUAACUUGUUUAUAUAAAAGAUGAUUUUUGCCCAAGUCAAAGACAUUCCUUAGACCAGGGUCCGGUAACUCAAAGGUUAGCGAUUAAUUGUACGCUUGAUUUUUACGAUUGAUUGUACAUUGUAGUCAAUGCAAUCGUAGGAAAAUUUUCUACAAUCAUUGCUAAGCUUUGUGUUACGGGGGCCCCAGUUUACGCAAAACACAUUCUCUGUGCUAAGUUAAUUUUCCAAAUUCGAACAGAUUUAUGUG
Molecule: messenger RNA, 2191 nt
Organism: Lytechinus variegatus (green sea urchin)
Lineage: Eukaryota; Metazoa; Echinodermata; Echinoidea; Temnopleuroida; Toxopneustidae
Gene: mrpl37
Product: 39S ribosomal protein L37, mitochondrial-like
Exons: 9
Coding region: 121-1446 (441 amino acids)
Biological process (GO): translation
Cellular component (GO): mitochondrion; ribosome
Molecular function (GO): structural constituent of ribosome
Source: RefSeq, a predicted model, not a curated record